Molecule: messenger RNA, 1987 nt
Organism: Panicum virgatum (switchgrass)
Lineage: Eukaryota; Viridiplantae; Streptophyta; Magnoliopsida; Poales; Poaceae
Product: cell number regulator 2-like
Exons: 3
Coding region: 1167-1715 (182 amino acids)
Source: RefSeq, a predicted model, not a curated record
UUCAGUCAAAUUAUUAGUGUUAUUGGUAAAUUAUGGUGUUAUCUUAUUUUUAAAUUUUCACAGAGUUAGUUAUAACAUGCAGAUAAUAUAUUUGGAUAGGUGGUGCUUGCUAUGAUUUGCACUCUUUUGUGGAAUGUUUAGUCUUGGAAUUGCACUCUUCAUGGGAUAUGGAGUAUGUAGUAUACUAGUACUUUUGUUUUGAUCUAUAAGUAUAUGAACAUUUGCUCUGAAUAUUAUGAGGGGACAGAUCAUUCCACUUCUCUAGAAUUUCUAGAGCUGGUCAACCCAAAUAGCUGCCACUUGAUAGCUGUGGUAGUGUGGGUCCAUGCGGGUGUCGCGUCUCGCGGGUUGUGCGGGUAAGUAGGGGUGGUAAAGGAAUUUAAUUUUUAGCCUAGAUAAUUUAAGGGCCGGAUUUUAAAAGGGUCUGGGCUCAAAUCUUAUACAAUUUUGAGUUAAAAAAUUUAAGAGCCAAAUAGAAUUGUGAAGAGAGCAUUAGGAUCAUGGCCCGUUACCACUAGUUACAAGAGUCAAGUAUUGGCAUAUAGCAAGGUCGCAGUGAGCAUUCCGUAGGCGGGUAAGAAAGUUCAAGAUGAGAAUAGAUUUGGGGAGCUCGUGUUAUAGUAUAGGAAAACUACUGCAACAAUCAUAAUGGUGUAAACGUGUCUUUUUAUCUAAUUUAGAAAAUGUAUUUAGAUGUUACUAAUUUUACCUUUUCAUUCGCUGUCUGUCGCCUAUUGCAUAGGUUGGUUUGGAGUUUGGACAUCUUCUCUCGCCUGUGGGCCAACGUUGCAUGCAGAAAUGGAACGAAUUUACCAUAUUUAGGUGUGCCAUCUCUGCUCAUGGCAUUGUACGUCGUCCCAUGUUUUAGGGUGUGGAACUGUGGAUGUAUGCUGCACGCAUAAUCCAUGCGCCGCAAUCCAAAUUUAGCAGAGCCCAUAGGCGUCGCAGACCAGCUGGUAGAUAUUGCACCAGAAAAAAAAAAGACAUUGCACCGGAAGCGCCGCCUAUUAAAGCCGGCCGACCGGUCUCUCGUACCGCCGGUACGGCUUGGCAGUUGCAUUGCUGCUCUCACGAUCGCCCUUCCGAUCCUUUCGGUUCUCCAAGCCGAGGAGCGAGGGAGCUAGGGUGCCGCGCCAGCGGACGGUGCGCUGCGGCGGGGCGACGCCAUGCAGCCAAGGGCUGAGGAGGGUGCCGCGCCGCCGGCCACAGGUUUCCCGGCGAGCGGCGGCGGCGGCAGCUACGGGGCGGGCGGCGCGACCGCGGUGGCGGCCUUCGUGGCGCCGGCGGCCCCCGGCCCGUGGUCCACCGGGCUCUUCGACUGCUUCGACGACGUCGGCAACUGCUGCGUGACGUGCCUGUUCCCGUGCAUCACGUUCGGGCAGGUGGCGGAGAUCGUGGACCGGGGGUCGACGACGUGCGGCGCGAGCGCGGCGCUGUACACGCUCAUCGCCGCGGUCACGGGGUACGGGUUCCAGAGCGUCUUCUCCUGCUUCUACCGCGCCAAGCUGCGCGCGCAGCUCGGCCUGCGGGAGGACCCCUGCCCCGACUGCCUCGUCCACUUCUUCUGCGAGCUGUGCGCGCUCUGCCAGGAGUACCGCGAGCUCAGCAACCGAGGCUUCGACAUGAACAUAGGAUGGCACGCGAACAUGGAGAGGCAAGGGCACGCCGCCGCCGCCACCAUGCCGCCGCAGAUGCACCCCGGGAUGACCCGCUGAUACUGCCGCUCGACCUCGCCUUUGCUGAUGCGGAUACCAGAUGCUAGACAUGCCCAACCUAGCUGCAUCUAUCCCUCUCCUCAGGGGGGCGGACCUAGAACUUUUUCAGAGCCUGGGCCAAACAUAGCAACGAUAAUAAAUUGAUGUUGUUAUCUUUUGCUACCUUAAAUUGUGGUGAUGAUUUAUAGCUUUGUGUCGGAUACAAAAUUAUCCUGGAUGUGCAGCUCAUAGAUACAACGGCAAAAUUACCAUGCAUAUGCAAUUAAAUCAUG